Messenger RNA from Myzus persicae (green peach aphid), 2696 nucleotides. RefSeq names its product tyrosine-protein kinase Src42A (gene Src42A). The record is from RefSeq and is a predicted model, not a curated record. The coding region runs from base 341 to 1909 and encodes 522 amino acids. Gene Ontology annotation, biological process: cell differentiation; cell surface receptor protein tyrosine kinase signaling pathway; innate immune response. Lineage: Eukaryota; Metazoa; Arthropoda; Insecta; Hemiptera; Aphididae. The transcript has 7 exons. Gene Ontology annotation, molecular function: non-membrane spanning protein tyrosine kinase activity; ATP binding; signaling receptor binding. Gene Ontology annotation, cellular component: extrinsic component of cytoplasmic side of plasma membrane.
AUUAUUCACUUUACGGGUGCCUAGUAGAAUAUUUAAUUAACCACUACGCUCACUAGGUACAUUAUAAUUUAUUAAUUGUGUCCCGUUUAACACUUUAGCAAAACACUUUCCAACCGUAUACGACCGUCAAUGCCGUUUUACCUAGAUGUAAUAGGCUCGCAGUGACGUCGAGUUCAGCUGAGAGCAGAGUUGUUUCGUGUAUUUGGGAUUUGGAUCAUCGCAUUACAAAAACAACACUGCACUUGUGUGUUAUCAUGUAUGUAAAACGCGCCUAAGUGAGGACUGAGAACGUCUUAUUGUGCCUGGUGGACUUGGAGCUACAACGAUUGCGCUACGCAAGAUGGGCAGCUGCUUCAGUUGUCAGAGGGGCUCGUCCGGCAAGAAGGACAUGACGGGCUCGCCUUCCAACGCUGGCAACAGCAAAGACAACAUAUUGCCAGCCGUGCCCAACGUGCCCAUUCAGAAUAUGCCACCCCACGACAACAUACGUGAAGUCAGGAAUGGACCGAUGCCGCCGGUUCCCGACCAAGAGCCUUCUAAUGCGACGAAUGCAUCGGCAAAAAUAUUUGUAGCCCUCUAUGAUUAUGACGCACGCACCGAUGAAGACCUCAGUUUCAGGAAGGGAGAACAUUUGGAAAUUCUGAAUGAUACUCAGGGAGAUUGGUGGCUAGCCAGGAGCAAAGCUACCAAGCAAGAAGGUUAUAUCCCUUCUAAUUAUGUUGCCAAAUUGAAGUCUAUAGAGGCUGAGCCGUGGUAUUUUGGCAAGAUCAAAAGAAUCGAAGCUGAGAAAAAACUGCUAUUGCCAGAAAAUGAUCACGGAGCAUUUUUAAUAAGGGAUUCUGAAAGUAGAAGAAAUGAUUACUCUUUGUCUGUUCGCGAUGGUGAUACUGUUAAGCAUUACCGAAUCAGACAAUUAGACGAAGGUGGAUUCUUCAUUGCUCGGCGGACAACCUUUAGAACUCUACAGGAAUUAGUAGAGUACUACAGUAAAGAUGCUGACGGUUUAUGUGUCAACUUACGUAAGCCUUGUGUACAGGUUGAGAAACCAGUAACUGGUGGUUUAUCCCAUAGUACAAGAGACCAGUGGGAAAUUGAUAGAUCUUCUUUGAAGUUUGUCAGAAAAUUAGGACAUGGUCAGUUUGGCGAAGUUUGGGAAGGCUUGUGGAAUAAUACAACACCUGUUGCUAUAAAAACAUUGAAGACUGGUACAAUGGAUCCCAAAGAUUUCUUAGCUGAAGCCCAAAUUAUGAAAAAACUCAGGCAUACCAAAUUAAUUCAAUUAUAUGCUGUUUGUACGAUGGAAGAGCCAAUUUAUAUUAUCACUGAACUUAUGAAAAAUGGAAGCUUAUUAGACUUUUUACAAGGUAAAGGACGUGGUUUGAAACUCCAACAAUUGAUUGAUAUGGCAGCUCAAAUAGCGUCUGGUAUGGCUUACCUUGAAUCUCAAAAUUAUAUUCAUCGUGAUCUUGCUGCUAGGAAUGUUCUUGUUGGAGAGAGUAACAUUGUGAAGAUCGCAGAUUUUGGUCUUGCUCGUCUUAUAAAGGAGGAUGAGUAUGAAGCAAGAGUUGGUGCUAGAUUCCCUAUCAAAUGGACUGCGCCAGAAGCUGCUAAUUAUAGCAAAUUUUCUAUAAAAUCUGAUGUAUGGUCAUUUGGAAUUUUACUCACUGAGCUGGUUACCUAUGGGCGAAUUCCUUACCCGGGUAUGACCAAUGCUGAGGUAUUGCAUCAAGUUGAGCAUGGUUACCGAAUGCCAAUGCCACCUAAUUGUCCUACGGCAUUGUAUGACAUUAUGUUAGAAUGCUGGCAUAAAGAUGCAAUGAAGAGACCAACAUUUGAAACACUUCAGUGGAAACUGGAAGACUUCUUCACAAUGGAGGGGUCUGAGUAUAAAGAAGCAUCGGGUUACUGAGAUCACGCCCGCCUCUCGGAGUGGCCUAUGCAACAGGCCAUCGCUCUACGCGGUGCUAAUCCCCAAGCAGCCGCCAUAUAUAUGCAACAUGCAUCUGCGGUUUAUCACGCACAUAGACAUCAACUACAUCAUUUGCACAAUAUUUAUCAUUAACACUGCUAGAUACAUCUUUGACCAUCAUUACUUUUGGUAAGUCAUAAAUAUUUAUAACUUAUCAGUUUCUUAUUUCUUUUUUUUUGAAGUUUUUAUUAAUGAAUUGUUUUUAAACUAUUUAGUUGUAGAUAACCUUUUAAUUUUAUUAGAUACUGUUAUUCUAUUCAACAUUAGAUUGUAAACUUAGGUUAAAUUAUUUUUUAUAUCUGCCAACAUGCUUCAUCUAAUUUGUACUUUUUUUUCAUUUUUAUCGAUGUUAAUAAGUUCUAUUUUUUUAUAACACAGUGAGUAAUAUUAUCUCUGUAUGUAUAACCAUAAACAUAGCUCAAAGAAACCUUGUACAAGAAAAUUUAAUUUAGUGAUGUUGUUCCUGAAUCAGUAAACUGUUCCCUUCAUUGUGUAAUAUUUUAAAACUGUGAUUGUUGUAUAGUUCAUAUGAAAUUCAGAGAACUUGUGUAUUAUAUCUAAGGACAAUGCAUCUUUUUAUACUCUGGGUAUAUAAUAUAUAUUAUGUUUUAUUAUAACAGGUGUAUUUUUACCUGUUUAUAAAAUAAUAUAUUGUAAGUUGGUACAAUUUUUAAAUUUAUUGUUCAAUUCAUUAAUUUACUAGUUCUUUGUUCAAUAGUAUUAAAAG